AGGGGGAAACUGAAAGCAGCUCUCCGGCCACUUCCUGUUCCCCACUGCAGCCUCGCCGUCCCCAAGCUGCUCCUGAAUCAUGGCACCCACGGCGCUGGCCCUCAUCCUGGGUUGGUGGCUGGCGGCAGCGAGCGGAGCACAGCAUGUGCCCCGACCCUCCCUGUUGCUGCACCCCAGCCAUGGGGUGUCCCUGGGGGACGCUGUCACCCUAAGGUGCCACCUGCCUUGGUUGGCUGCACGAGUUGAGUUUUACAAGGAAGAAAGCUGGGCACCCCUAAAGCAGGAGGACGUGGACAUGGCACAGGAUGUGGCUGAGUUCACCUUGGAUGGUGUACAGAAGGAAGAUGCAGUGAAAUAUCGGUGCCAGUACCGGGUGUCAAAGCCACGUGGAACAUCGGAGCUGAGCGACCCCGUGGAGCUGGUGCUGACAGAUCCCAACUAUCCCCCACCCACCAUUUCCCUGAGCCCCAAAGAACCUGUGGAGAUGGGGACCAAUGUCACCAUCCAGUGCUGCAACCAGGAAUACAAGGGCAUCAUCUUCCUGCACAAGGACGGGCUCUCAGCCCCUCUCCAACACCAGAAACCUGAUGGUGGGGGCACGGCCACCUUCACCCUCUUUGAGGUGACCCCAGCUGACAGUGGCACCUAUAGGUGCUCCUACCGCAUUGGGGGUUCCUACUUUCUUUCCUCACUCCUUGGGGAAAACGUGACGCUGGAGGUGACGUCCCCGACUGGAUCCCAAGGUGACAACGGAUGGCCCCACGGGACCCUGGUGGCCUCCGUGGCUGGGAGCUGCGCUGCUGCCUUUGCCUUCAUCCUGGUCCUUGUCGCCUCUUUUCUCCUCGCUGCCCGCAGACGACGGAUUCAAAGCCGUGGUGCCACCCCCAGAACCUACGAGGCCUUGCAGUUCCAGCUGCCCCCCGCUGACAGCCAGGCUCUGACCUACGCCGAGCUGCAAACUCUGACCCCCAGCACCCCCCCGCCCGGCUCUUUUACCACCCCUGAGCCCCCCACCAUCUACGCCGAGGUGGGCACCGGGGGACCCCGCUGAAGCCCCCAUCUGUGGACACGAAGACGUGGACGCUGCGUGCGCGCAUCAAUUGCUCACCAUCACCUGUGAUUUGCACCCGUGUGCCUGCACAUGUGAACACGUGGCUGUGGAUUAAACAUGUGUGCACCAUCCCGUGUGCA
Lagopus muta (rock ptarmigan) is the source of this 1191-nucleotide messenger RNA. Its product is annotated as leukocyte immunoglobulin-like receptor subfamily B member 2. NCBI's taxonomy places the organism in Eukaryota, Metazoa, Chordata, Aves, Galliformes, Phasianidae. The transcript has 7 exons. The record is from RefSeq and is a predicted model, not a curated record. Bases 80 to 1051 code for a protein of 323 amino acids.